Messenger RNA from Calypte anna (Anna's hummingbird), 1470 nucleotides. RefSeq names its product dopamine receptor D5 (gene DRD5). Gene Ontology annotation, cellular component: plasma membrane. The coding region runs from base 1 to 1470 and encodes 489 amino acids. Gene Ontology annotation, molecular function: dopamine neurotransmitter receptor activity; G protein-coupled receptor activity. NCBI's taxonomy places the organism in Eukaryota, Metazoa, Chordata, Aves, Apodiformes, Trochilidae. Gene Ontology annotation, biological process: adenylate cyclase-activating adrenergic receptor signaling pathway. The transcript has a single exon. The record is from RefSeq and is a predicted model, not a curated record.
AUGCUGCGGGGCGGCCCGGGCCCGCUGCUGGUGCCGGUGGCGGGGAAAGGGGGGAGCAGCCCCGGGGGGGCGGCGGUGGUGGGACCCCCCGGGGCUGCGCGGGUGGCGGCGGGGAGUUUGCUGGCUUUGCUCAUCCUCUGGACGCUGUUUGGGAACGUUUUGGUGUGCGCGGCCAUCGUCCGCUACCGGCAUCUCCGGAGCAAAGUCACCAACAUCUUCAUCGUGUCCCUGGCUGUCUCGGACCUGCUGGUGGCUCUGCUGGUCAUGCCCUGGAAGGCGGUGGCUGAAGUGGCUGGGUACUGGCCUUUUGGGGCUUUUUGCGACGUCUGGGUGGCCUUUGAUAUCAUGUGCUCCACGGCUUCCAUCCUGAACCUCUGUGUGAUAAGUGUGGACAGGUACUGGGCUAUUUCCAGCCCGUUCCGCUACGAGAGGAAGAUGACCCAACGCCUGGCCCUGGUGAUGAUCAGCGUGGCCUGGGCUUUGUCUGUGCUCAUCUCCUUCAUCCCUGUCCAGCUCAACUGGCACAAAGGUGGGAAUGUUGUCUCUGCUGGUGAUCUAGGAGAUGGAUUUGGCACUGGCUGGGCAGCAGCAGGUGCUGUCACCACCUGGGCAGAGGAUGUGGGCACCACAUGGGUGGCGUUGGCAGCAAUGACAUCCUCUGAUGGGACCUCUGGCAGCAACGAUACCUUCACGGGACCAUUGGAGAGCUGUGACUCCAGCCUCAACAGGACUUACGCCAUUUCCUCCUCCUUGAUCAGUUUUUAUAUCCCUGUGGCUAUCAUGAUAGUUACCUACACCCGAAUCUACCGCAUCGCCCAGGUGCAAAUCCGUCGGAUCUCAUCCCUGGAGAGGGCAGCUGAACAUGCACAGAGCUGCCGGAGCAGCCACCUUGACUGCCACCACCACACCAGCCUCAAAUCCUCCAUCAGAAAAGAGACCAAGGUGUUGAAGACUCUCUCUGUCAUUAUGGGUGUCUUUGUCUGCUGCUGGCUGCCCUUCUUCAUCCUGAACUGCAUGGUUCCCUUCUGUGAGAGCCCACCCAGUGACCCCCACGCUGGCCUUCCCUGUGUCAGUGAGACCACCUUUAAUAUCUUUGUCUGGUUUGGUUGGGCCAACUCUUCUCUCAACCCCAUCAUCUACGCCUUUAACGCUGACUUCCGAAAGGUCUUCUCCAACCUCCUGGGAUGCGGUCACUUUUGCUCCAGUACUGCAGUGGAAACUGUCAAUAUAAGCAACGAGCUCAUCUCUUACAACCAGGACACCCUUUUCCAUAAGGAGAUGGUGACUGCUUAUGUUAACAUGAUCCCAAACGUGGUGGACUGUGAAGAAACCCGUGAGGACCCUUUUGAUAGGAUCUCCCAGGUCUCCCCUGAGCAGGAGGUUGCCACUGACUCUGCCUGUGAGCUGGACUGCGAGGGGGAGAUUUCCUUGGGCAAAAUAACACCUUUCACUCCAAAUGGUUUACAUUAA